AUGAAUCUUUCCACACAAGGACAGCAAAUAACUAAAGAUUUCAUUGAAUUAAUCCAGAAUGAAACAGAAGAAACGAGUAUUUCAAUUAUUCUUGGAAGACUAUUCUACGAUUUGUACGAAUAUGAUAAAUCACAGAAAUAUUUUCAGCGAUUGUUGAAUGAUUACAAUGAUGAAGAUCGAGCUUGGAUUGAAUUCAGUAUUGGUAAAAUUCACCAUAUGAAAGACGAAUGGGAUCAAGCGCGAGAAUAUUAUGAUCGUGUCUAUGAGCACAUGAUAAAAACUAAGCCAGCGCGGAUGAAAGGUGCUGCUCAAGUUUUGCAGAAUAUAGGCUCUCUCCUUGUUCGUCAAACAAAAUAUGAUGAAGCUUUGAAUUGUAAUCUACGGGCGUUAACAAUCAGGCAGAUACUUCAUCCGGCUGGUGAUGUCGAUACUACGACAAGCCUAAGAAAGAUGGGUGAUAUUCUUGUGAAGCAAUUGAAGUAUACGGAGGCUAUGGAUUAUUACCAACAAGCAUUGAAAAUGAUCGAGAAAUUUAAUUCAGCUGGUCAUGUAGAUAUUGCUGUGAUUCUGAACCAAAUCAGUCAGCUUCUUUUACAACAGAAAAAGUCCGAUGAAGCUACGGAUUAUUGUCAACGCGCUCUAAAAAUACGUGGGAAGCUUUAUCCAUCUAAUCAUCCCAAUAUGGCGAUAAGCCUUACUAAUAUUCGUAUGAUUCUUGAAUGCCAGCGUAAGUACGAUGAAGCUAUGGGUUAUUAUCAACAAGCAUUGAAAAUAAUCGAGAAAUUUUAUCCAUCUGGCCAUACCGAUACUGUUCUGACUCUGAACAGAAUCGGUUAUACUUUUUCACAGCAGAAAAAGUACGAUGAAGCUAUGGAUUAUUAUCAACGAGCAUUGGAAAUUAGACAGAAACUUUAUCCAGAUGGCCACGCUGAUAUUGCUUCAAUCCUGCAUAGUAUGGGUAUUGUUUCAAAGAAACAGAGCAAAUAUGGUGAAGCUAUGGGCUAUUUUCAACGCGCAUUGAAAAUGAUAGAGACACUUUAUCCAACUGGUCAUGAUCUUACGGCUACAAGCCUUCAUAAUAUGGGAGCUGCUAAAUUUGAUCAAGCAGAAUUCGGCUUAUCUCUGUAUUAUUAUGAACAAAGUUUGAAAGUUCGUCAAAAUUUAAACCCAUCUGGUCAUGUGGAUAUGAGCGCUAUUUUGUAUAUGAUUGGGUCUUGUUAUGAAAAGCAGAAGAAUCCAAAGAAGGCACUUCAGUUUCAUCAGCAAGCAUUGGAUAUAUAUGAAAAGUCUUUACCUAAUGAUGACGGACUUCGUCAAAAAAUAGUGAACAGUAUUCAUCGGCUUUCAAUUGUUAAAUAG
Messenger RNA from Rotaria socialis, 1359 nucleotides. NCBI's taxonomy places the organism in Eukaryota, Metazoa, Rotifera, Eurotatoria, Philodinida, Philodinidae. The record is from the annotation of a GenBank genome assembly.